AAUUUGAAGAGAAACUAUAUAUUGAAAAAGAAAUGUUUGACCGUAAAAUGUCUUACAGAUGUAGUUCAUGCUUUGAUAAACCCGAAUCGACCUGAUUUGUUUCAAAAAAAAAUUUAGGGUUUUUUUUUUCAAAUGUCCUCUGAAAAUGUUUCUUAAAACUUCACUUGUUUCUUCAAAAUCAUCUUUCAAUGUUAGAUUUUCAUCUUCAUCUAUUCUUUCUUCAGUUUCCCAAAAUCAACACACCAAAUCACCACCCAAACACAUCUCCACUCUUAAGCACCAUUCUCAACUUUAUAAUUUCCUUCGUGUAAACUGCAGGUCAGGUAACUUUUCUCUUGAUGAAGCUUUUGAUUCCUUCAAUUAUAUGAUUCAUAUGCACCCAACUCCUGCUAUGUCUUCCUUCAGUAUUUUGUUUUCUGCACUUGUUAAGAAAAAACAUUUUGAUCAACUUCUUGUGAUGUACACGAGAUUCAUUUCAGCUGGGUUGUUGCCGGAUUUCUUUAUUUUGAAUAUUUUAAUUGAUUGCUUAAGAAAAAUGGCACGCGAUUCUUAUGGUUUUGUAGUUCUUGGGAGUAUUUUUAGGAGGGGUUUUUACCCAAACGCUUUGACUUUUAACAAUCUGAUUAAUGGUCUUUGUAUGGCGGGCAAGAUUAAGAAGGCCAUUGAAUUUUUUAGGAAAAUGGUUUCGGUUGGUUGUAGACCGGAUGCGGUUACAGUUGGGACUUUGAUUGCUGGGUUGUGUAGAACUGGUAAUGUCACUGUUGCCCUUCAGUUGUUUGAAGAAAUGAAUAACGGGAAUGGUGAAUUUGGUGUCAUUUGUAAGCCUAAUAUUGUUUGCUAUACUACAAUUAUUGAUGGUCUCUGCAACUAUGGGUUAGUAGACAAGGCAAAGAAACUGUUUUCAGAAAUGAAGACCAAGGGCAUUAAUCCAAACGUGAUUACUUACACCACUCUAAUUUAUGGUUUGUCUAAUACAUCUAAUUGGGAGGAGGCUAAAACUUUGUUUAUAGAGAUGUUGGAGGAAGGUGUAAAACCUGAUGUGGUGACAUUUAGCGUGGUAAUUGAUAAGCUCUGUAUCAAUGGAAAGAUGGACGAAGCCAAUGGGUUGUUCCAACUAAUGAUUAAUAGAGGUGUUUGUCCCAACACAAUAACUUAUAACACACUUUUGAGUGGUUUUUGCUUGGCAGGUCAAAUUGAUGAUGCUAGAAGGCUAUUUGAUUCCAUGGCAAGUAUGGGGUGUAAGCCUGAUGUUUUUAGCUACAAUAUUUUGAUGGAUGGUUUAUGCUUGACAAAUAAAAUUGAUGAUGCCAAGGAACUUUUAGCCUCAAUGUUGAGUAUGGGAUGCACACCUGAUGUAGUUAGCUACAAUACUCUGAUCAAAUGGUAUUGCAAGAAUCGAAAAAUUGAUGAAGCCUUGAAUCUUUAUGAGGAAAUGACUUCAGAGGGAGUUAGGCCAGAUGUUGUUGCUUAUAAUACCUUGCUAUCUGGGCUUUUUAUGAACGGUAAUGUCAGACAUGCAAAAAAGCUAUUUGGGAGACUCAAUAUUGCUUGGGAAAUGUUCAACAGAUUACAUAGUAAUGGCUUUGUUCCAGAUGUUAUUACAUAUAGCAUUAUAAUGCAUGGAUUUUGUAAGGAAGGAAAGUUAGAAAUGGCAAGUAAAUGUUUCUCAGAUAUGGAGCAAAAUGGUGUUGCGCCAGAUUUGGUCACUUUCAAUACGCUUAUGUCUGGUUUCUUGCAGAAUAAUGAGACUUUAAAAGUGGUGGAACUUCUUCACAAAAUGAAAGAGAGAAACGUGAAACCAGAUGCAUCCACAGGUUCAAUAAUAUUAGAUUUACUGGGAAAGCAUGAAGAUUAUCAUGAAGUCCUGAAUUUGCUACCAUCCUUCUCAACCCAAGAACCAACAGGAUGUUGAUUGUUGAGUACGUGCAUUUUCCAGGGGAGUAUAGCUUAUCAAGAGAGCCCUGGCAAACGUUAAAGUUUCCGUGUAAAGGUGUGUGCCAACAUUGUAGUGGUGAUUGUAUUUAUGUGAAUCCAUUAAUGAAGAAGUCAUAUAAUUGAAGUUAUAGAUUUUGUCUUCAUCUCUGUCGAUUUGGCUUGACUACCAAGUUGCUAUAUUUCUUUGGAGAGAGAAUCCCCUUGACGAAGUCUCUAGUAAGAAGUUGGUGGUAGCUGAUGCUAAGUUGAACUUGGAUGAUGAUGAUGCCUUCCUGGUAGAAGGGAAUCUCUCUUGUGAUCCAUCACUAGAGGGUCCUUGAGAGGUUUCGAUACAUUUACUUCUCGAUUUAUUGUUUACGUGGAAUAAUUAUUCUUAAUAGUAACUGCCAAACAAGUACACGAAGAUUCAAGUCUGGUUAGUGAUUAAGAGAGUUGUGGUGCUUUUUGGAUAUUCUAUAUGGCAACCAAAUUCUUCUGAUU
Mangifera indica (mango) is the source of this 2415-nucleotide messenger RNA. Its product is annotated as pentatricopeptide repeat-containing protein At1g12300, mitochondrial-like. The coding region runs from base 146 to 1912 and encodes 588 amino acids. Gene Ontology annotation, molecular function: protein binding. Lineage: Eukaryota; Viridiplantae; Streptophyta; Magnoliopsida; Sapindales; Anacardiaceae. The transcript has 2 exons. The record is from RefSeq and is a predicted model, not a curated record.